AUACACUGAGAGACACUGAGAGACGCUGAGAGACUCGGAGCUGUUUGCAGUGAGAGCAUCGGGAGGGAAACGAACCUACAGGAAGAGAACGAGAGCACACGGGCAACCAGAGAAAAUCCACAAGCCCCCCCCUCUCGAUGGCUGCCUGGGAUCUUCAUGUGUCCGUCGAUGACCUCGGCCCAGAGGCUCCGCCCCUCAUCAUCAGCGUCACGAGCGACCUUCACAUAGGAGGGGUUAUCCUGAAACUCGUCCAGAAAACACAGAUGCAGCAGGACUGGUCAGACUAUGCAGUGUGGUGGGAGCAGAAGCGAAUGUGGUUGCUGAAGACUAGCUGGACGCUGGAUAAGUACGGGGUCCAGGCCGAUGCCAGGCUGCAGUUCACCCCGCAGCACAAGCCCCUGCGUCUCCUCCUGCCCAACACCUGCACGCUGCGGGUUCGAGCCUGCUUCUCAGCACCACUUCUCCAAGCUGUCAUUGACAUCUGCAGGGUCCUCAAUAUCCGUCACCCAGAGGAGCUGUCUCUCCUCAAAGCCCCGGAGGAAAAAGAGAAGAAGAAGAAGAAAGAGAAGGAUGAGGGAGGAGAGGAGAUCUUCGACCUGACUGCGGUCGUCCUGGGAAGCGCGGCUCCCAGUUUUUACAAUGGAGUGCCUGCUCACUUUUUUGACUCCGCAGAGACGGAGGCGGUCUAUAAGAUGCUGUCUGUCAGCCAGCCCACCAUAUCCCCCGAAUUAAUGGCCAAGAUGUACCGGCCCAGCAGCCUCAUUGACAAGGCCCAGAUCAACAGCAGGUGGCUGGACUCCUCGCGCUCCCUCAUGCAACAGGGGAUCCAGGAGAACGAGAGACUCAUCCUGCGAUUCAAAUACUACAGCUUCUACAACCUGGACCCCCAAUACGAUGCAGUCAGGAUAACUCAGAUGUACGAGCAGGCUCGAUGGGCUAUUCUUCUUGAAGAGAUCGACUGCACCGAGGAGGAGAUGAUGCUGUUCGCCGCCCUGCAGUACCACAUUGACAAGCUCUCUCAGUCCUCGAACCCAGAUCUCAAGCCCUCUCAGAAUCAGGCUCUGGAAGAUCUGGACUCGGCGCUCAUGAACCUCGAGGUGAAGCUGGAGGGAACGAGCAGCGCGACGGACACGCUGGAGAGCAUCACUGACAUCCCAGAACUAAAAGAUAAUCUGAAAUUAUUCAGGCCCAAGCGCUUGACUCUCAAGGCCUACAAGCAGUACUGGUUCAUCUUCAAGGACACGUCCAUCUCGUACUACAAGAGCAGAGAGGAGGCGCACGGGGAGCCCAUCCAGCAGAUGAACCUCAGAGGGUGUGAGGUGGCCCCCGAUGUGAAUCUUGCGGGACAGAAAUUCUGCAUCAAGCUCCUGAUCCCAGCGCCAGAGGGCAUGAGUGAGGUCUACCUGCGCUGUGAAAACGAGAGCCAGUAUUCUCAGUGGAUGGCUGCCUGUCGCUUGGCCUCGAAGGGCAAGACGAUGGCUGACAGCUCGUAUCAGAGCGAGGUUCAGAACAUCCUCUCCUUCCUCACCAUGCAGAAAUCGAAUCCAGGCCCGCAGAUCACCUCUGAGGAGAACAUAAACACACAGUCCCUCGUCUCCCCGCGCUACCACAAGAAAUACAAGGCAAAGCAGUUAACCCCUCGUAUCCUGGAGGCCCAUCAGAACGUGGCUCAGCUCUCUCUCACAGAAGCCAGGAUGCGCUUCAUUCAGAUCUGGCAGUCCCUGCCCGACUUCGGGGUGUCCUACUUCGUGGUGAGGUUUAAAGGCUGCCGGAAGGAUGAGGUCCUGGGCAUUGCUAAUAACCGUCUCAUUCGAAUCGACCUGUCUGUGGGGGACGUGGUCAAGACGUGGCGCUACAACAACAUGAGGCAGUGGAACGUCAACUGGGACAUUCGACAGGUGGCGAUCGAGCUGGAGGGGAACGUGAACGUGGCGUUCAGCUGCGUGACGGCUGACUGCAAGAUCGUCCACGAGUACAUCGGGGGCUACAUCUUCAUGUCAACCAGGAGCAAGGAGACCAGUGAGGGGCUGAACCAGGAGCUCUUCCACAAGCUCACUGGAGGACACGAGGCGCUGUGAGGAGAGGAGAGGAGGGAGAGGGGAGAGGAG
Molecule: messenger RNA, 2108 nt
Organism: Polyodon spathula (Mississippi paddlefish)
Lineage: Eukaryota; Metazoa; Chordata; Actinopteri; Acipenseriformes; Polyodontidae
Product: fermitin family homolog 3-like
Exons: 15
Coding region: 138-2078 (646 amino acids)
Biological process (GO): integrin-mediated signaling pathway; integrin activation; cell-matrix adhesion
Cellular component (GO): cell-substrate junction
Molecular function (GO): integrin binding
Source: RefSeq, a predicted model, not a curated record